Messenger RNA from Dreissena polymorpha, 1816 nucleotides. RefSeq names its product hemicentin-2-like. The record is from RefSeq and is a predicted model, not a curated record. Bases 107 to 1327 code for a protein of 406 amino acids. NCBI's taxonomy places the organism in Eukaryota, Metazoa, Mollusca, Bivalvia, Myida, Dreissenidae. The transcript is spliced from 8 exons.
UGAGAGAUAAAGGUUUAUUAACGGUACAAGAUCCGUAAACUAAACAUAAAGUCUAGCUUUAUUCAUUUGUGUUUUGCAUGUGCAAAUUCAGUAAGGCCAUUUUUUAAUGAACGGUCACAUAAGAGGAAACGACAUGCUACAAUUAAUUAUAUUUGUGUUAUCUUGUUGUUCUUUGGUGCAAUGCCAACUGCCGAGUCUGCUGCUUUUACCUCCCGUUGUUCGGCUUCCAAUAUUAAAAGGAGAUGUGCUGAAAUUAGAGUGUAUUAACACCUAUAAAGGAAGCGCAUCGCCGCUUUCUUUUCGGAAGGACGAUAUGGAUAUACUAGUUGGAAAUGAUAUGGGAUAUCAGAUAACAACGACAAGCACUACGAGCCCCCGUGAUGACACAGUUACGAUCACUACGAAGACAUUGAUAAAGAAUGCCACCACUUUUGCCGAUGAAGGGUCCUACACAUGUUAUUUAGAUGAACCGAUUCUAAGAAGAUCCAUAAUUCAUAUCGUUAUAGUGGACAUUAGGCCCCAGCAUGCCAUGUUCUCGGACUCUGGAUAUUUGUUUUCGGACUCUCGACCAGUAACGCUAAGCUAUGAGAUACGUGGAUGGCCCGAUAGCGUGGAGUUUUCUUGGCAAGGAUUUAACGAUCAGGAUCUUAUCGACGGAGGCAAAUACCAGACGUUCAACAACGGAACACUUGUUAUCAACAAUCCUAAUUGGGAUGACUUGGGGGAGUACAAGUGCAUAGUUACAUUCAACCCUUCAAGUUUUGUGGAAAAGACGGUCAUCACUCCGAAGCCAGUAGCUCUUCGCGGUGGCCCCAAGAUCGUAUCCAGAGACAUAGUUCAGGGAACCAAACUGGAGCUCAACUGCAAAGCGAGAGGUUUUCCGAAGCCUACCAUACAGUGGUUCAAAGAUGGCAAUGAGCUCAACACAACUGUCAGGCUGCACUUCAGCGAUUUCGAGGGAACUGCGAAUGGGAAGCUGAUCAUCUUCAAUCCCACUGACAAUGACGCUGGGGAGUACGUAUGCGUUGCGGGGAAUGACGUUGAACGGUUCAAUACCGAAAAAUAUCUUCACGUUACAAACAAGCCUACAACUUCACGGCAGAUGCAGCCAACUGCACGACAGGAAACUCGGGAUUUUGCAAGCAUCGCCUUCUAUGUAGCAGAGUCAAUAGCGUCGUUGCUUGGAGUGCUAGUGGUUAUCUUAGUCGUUUAUAUUUGCAUAGCGAGAUGGAAACGUCAAUCAUCAACUUAUGAGCACAAUGAAGUAGCGGGAAGUACAGCACCAACCGCAGAGAGGCCAGAGUGUGUACCCCUACAGACGGUGUAAACAAAUGCUUAAAAGUAAUGCACUUGUGUUACUGGAUAUCGGUGUCAUAUACUAUAUAUAACGUGUCAUACUAGUUUGUCAUGCGCAUCUGAUAUUUUUCUUUAAUAAACAUAUUAAAAUACCAAGAUGCGAACAAAAUUAAAUGACGUAAAUGUAUAUCGUAAUGAAAGUACCAUGUAUGGAAAUCAUUUAAAUAACUAAUUUUUUAAUAAGUUCAUCUUCAAUAUCAUAUAUUGGUAAACUGUAGAAAUCAAAAUGUUAAUAAAACUAUCAAACUUAACUCACUUGCAAAUUGAAAAACAAACAAACUGCAUUAUAUGUUUUCCUUGUAUUGUGUAAGUUUAAGUGUAUACAAUCUUUUAUUUUUGCUGAUUUCACCUAAACAUAGUUGAAAUGAUUGGAUUAAUUAAGUAAGAUUAAGCAAAGUUUGAACCGGUGACAGUGACAGCCAUACUAUAGCAGCACAACGUGAGUUUACCUUGAAUGAGC